AUGUUUGACCCAAACGACGCAGGUGUUGAAGAUGCCCAAAUAGAAGCAAAAAGUUCGACAAACUUGUUGGGAGACUUGCCGCACGAGCUGAUUACGGGAAUCUUGAGCGCAGCGGACGACGCUACCACCAUCAGCCGCCUGGCUCGCACAUGUCGCGGCCUAGCACGCAUCGCCAACUGCGCUCUCUACCGUACUUCAUUCGGAGGUACAGAUCCAAUGAAGUGGGCCGUGGAGCGCGACCGUUCGGAUACUCUGACGCAGAUAUUGGCGCUUCGGUCAACACCGAAAUGGGCCAUCACGCCUCAGGACCGGGGUGCACAUCUCGUAGAAGCGUUGAGAGCUGGCAGCUUCAGAACGGCCGACGCCCUCCUUAAUGCAGGUGCAGAGAUCAUCUACAGCGCUAGCUCAAGGCCAGAAUUACGCAGCGAAGAAGUUUCAAUACGGGCCAACGAAUCUCACGGGCACCUUGGAUCCCUCGCCCUCGCCGCUCGCAGCCGCUAUCACCUCACCUUUUGGUACAAACCCACCCAGCCGUAUGCGUCCGAAGCCGAGUAUUGGAGAUGGAAGAAACGGACGAUGAUGAAAAUCCUGGCGCGAAUGAGGGUUGAUGUUUCACGGAGGCAUAUGGAAUAUCCUAUACUCUCCUUCGAUGGAUACCGCAGAGAGCUCGACAUCGCGCUCAUCGAAGCUGCAAACGCAGACGCCCACUCGAUCGAGAUGAUGGACUUUCUCCUUGCCACAGGAGCAAACAUGAAUGCCGAGAUGAACGAUCAGUACGUCGGCCAGGUCUGGCGGAACGCUUUGGACGAGGAAGUUCCUAGCUUGUUCCGCGCCAAGGUCGAAUUUCUCAUGGAGCGCGGUAUCAAUACGAACAGAGUGUGGUCUUGGCAGAGGCCUCUCACGCCGGCAGAGUUCUUCCUGAAGAAGCUGCAUUGGAGCUGUUUGUUUUCGACAGACACAUCCUUCAUCGGCCGGGGUCUUUGGAUGAUGGAGUUUUUGGAGGGUUGUGGCUGCCUGGAGUGGCCACUUGCUACUUUUGAAGCUUUCAACACAUGCGAGAUAGCGCCGCAAGCGAGUGAGUCGGUUGGACGGGAAAUGGGCGCAGGACGCGAGCUGGAGUUGAUAUUGAAUGAUACGGAAGAAUCUUCGAAGCCACUGCAGACGGCAUUGGAGCAGCAUCUCAGCCGAAAGUUGCUUGAAAGGCGCUUGGUGACACCGAGGACGGAAGGUGAGGGUCCCAGAAUCAUUGAUGGCCAUGCUAGCAAGCCGGAUUUUGUUGACAAGGAGGGUCUUCCGGAAGCAAUAUUGCGGCUGGCAGACUUACGCGAGGAAUGGCUAGCUGAAGGCUGCUCAGAGAUGUGA
Colletotrichum gloeosporioides is the source of this 1362-nucleotide messenger RNA. RefSeq lists its product as uncharacterized. The record is from RefSeq and is a predicted model, not a curated record. The coding region runs from base 1 to 1362 and encodes 453 amino acids. The transcript has a single exon. NCBI's taxonomy places the organism in Eukaryota, Fungi, Ascomycota, Sordariomycetes, Glomerellales, Glomerellaceae. Gene Ontology annotation, molecular function: protein binding.